CCCGGAGAAGCUCUGUGCCUGUAGGGGACCAGCCGCCAUCUCUAGUCUCUAGGCCUUGCUGGGGCCCAACUAAGAGAACUGACACCCGGGUCUUACCAUCCUUAUGGGGGACCAACCUUGUAACUCCGGGAGAUCCACGCUUCUGCCUGGAAGCACGCGGGAAGCCAGGCCUCCCAAAAAGCGCUGCCUCCUCGCUCCACGGUGGGAUUAUCCAGAAGGAACCCCCAACGGAGGUAGUACCCCUCUCCCCUCUGCACCGCCUCCUGCAUCUGCAGGCCUGAAGUCUCAUCCGCCUGCUCCCGAGAAGUAGUGAAUAUACUUCUACUUCAACCAGUCUUACUAUGUAAUCAGCUUAACUUCAUCAUCUGGAUUUGGAUGAAACUUAAGAUAUGACCAAGAUCAGACGGUAGUUCUCUAAGAUUGAAGUGCAAGGCUAAAUCAUGGUGAAUUACGAAAGCAAAUAAUUUCUGUGAUAUGUUACCCUAGCAGGAAAACAGCACUCUUGGUGACACCCAAUUCUUGCUGUAUGAUUUUUAAUUCCUAUAUAUCCAUUAUGGUCCAAAUAAAUUUUGUUUUUCAUUA
Molecule: messenger RNA, 582 nt
Organism: Suncus etruscus (white-toothed pygmy shrew)
Lineage: Eukaryota; Metazoa; Chordata; Mammalia; Eulipotyphla; Soricidae
Gene: NBDY
Product: negative regulator of P-body association
Exons: 2
Coding region: 104-310 (68 amino acids)
Source: RefSeq, a predicted model, not a curated record